This is a messenger RNA of Colletotrichum navitas, 1093 nucleotides long. Its product is annotated as stress-induced bacterial acidophilic repeat domain-containing protein. The transcript is spliced from 4 exons. NCBI's taxonomy places the organism in Eukaryota, Fungi, Ascomycota, Sordariomycetes, Glomerellales, Glomerellaceae. The coding region runs from base 447 to 920 and encodes 157 amino acids. The record is from RefSeq and is a predicted model, not a curated record.
CACAAUGCUUGGCGCCGUCUUGUAGGAAAUGCGUGAAGUUAUAUCAUAGGGGUAAAUCGGAAUGAAGUUGCCUCAUCGUCAUUCUCGGAUCAGCAAGCGAAGAUCUCCAGAGCGGCAGGGCGGGGGGGAGAGCCUGCGUUUGCCUAAUCUCAACGUCACUGAGGGAAAGUGCUGCCGUGUUUCCAAGCACCUACCUACCUAGGUCCCACCUACCUACGUAGGUUGGUAGGUUGGUAGGCAGGCGACAACGGUCUGUUAUUUCCUGCUCUCUAUAUAGAUCUCUUGGAUGGAUAUCAAUCUCUCGGUCCUCCAGAUCAGAAUUCAAUUGACUCUCACUUUCAUCAACAACACAAUCUCAGCCUCCAUUCACACGCACAGCACAACUUUCAUUGCUGCUACACCCUACAUCUAGCAACCGAAUCCCAGUCAAGACAGAAACCAUAAGCAUGGCUGACAACAACCCCGGAAACUUUGCCAACCGCCCCACCGAGGAGGUUCGUCAGAUUGCGGCCAAAGGCGGCCACGCCAGUCACGGCGGAGGCAACACUCAGAACCAGUCCUCUGGCACCGGCAACACUAACCCUGGCAACUUUGCCAACCGUCCCAAGGAAGAGGUCCAGGAAAUCGCGGCCAAGGGCGGUCACGCUAGCCACGGCGGAGGCAACACUCAGAACCAGUCCUCUGGCACUGGCAACACUAACCCUGGCAACUUUGCUAACCGUCCCAAGGAAGAGGUCCAGGAAAUCGCGGCCAAGGGCGGUCACGCUAGUCACAGCGGCGGCUUCGCCAGCAUGGACGCGGACAAGCAGCGCGAGAUUGCGUCCGAGGGUGGCAAAGCAUCUUCCGGCUCGUUCGAGCCCGGUUCUGAGCGGGCCCGAGAGGCGGGACGCAAGGGCGGUCUCCAUAGCAGCUCCGACUAAUCCGUCCCUCUCCACCCGCACAUCUCAGGGCAGUGUUCCGAGACGGGCGAAACUGGUACGAUGUACGAUAAGAGGCAAACGUGGAUAUGACCUGAGCGAUGGGCAACAACAUUGGGCCCAUUCGCAUAGCGUCCCCGCCUAAUGGGGAUCAAUCGAUUUCGAUCAAACAGUAA